Penicillium canescens is the source of this 1899-nucleotide messenger RNA. RefSeq lists its product as uncharacterized. Lineage: Eukaryota; Fungi; Ascomycota; Eurotiomycetes; Eurotiales; Aspergillaceae. The transcript has 4 exons. The record is from RefSeq and is a predicted model, not a curated record. The annotation marks the transcript as partial.
UGCAACUCUGAAACUGCUAUCAGCAACGCACAGAACUCAAGAUGUUCACCGAAUUUGACGAACUACGACACCUUCUGGCAGAAGAGCGACGUCUUCGCGCAAGAUCAACGUCUACGCGCCGAGGAGCAACAUCUUCGAAGGGAGGAUAGGGAGAGGACAUCCAAAACCAGCCUUCUCGCAUUUCUUGACUGUCUCCACAACCACCUCUUCCUCGGUCUUGCAGUUCAGCAGGACAGGACACAAUCAACUUGUGGAGAUCCUGCAAACGCGACCAACAAACUGCGCCCCAGAAAGCUGAAAAUUUGGGACUCUUUCGCGAAAGAACAAGAGGACAUGUGGCGAUUGUUGAUGGAUUCUUCGCUAGUCGAAGCCAGACUGUUUACUUUCCGUUCAUACCUUAGAAGAAACAGGAGCGCGCAUCCGGCGGCAGCCGGACAUGUUUCGAAGAUCAUCGAAGAACUCUACAACGAUCCAAAUCUGCGACAGACUUUUGGGUUGAGAGGGUCGAUACGCUUUAAGAACCACUCUAAUACAUUGAGCCCUGAGUGGGAACUUGAGGAGCGAAUGCAGAGUAUCGAUAUUCGCGGUCGGCCACGGCGACGUUCGCCGCGUUUAGCUGCCCGAGAUAAAAGCGAGACAAGCACCACAGCGAUGCGUGGUCCGAAAACUCCGCCGCCGGCGCGAACCAGCAGGCCUCGUGCCGAUCAAUUCUGCGUCUACAACAUUCCCAGCCAAUCAUCCGAGUCCAUCCAUCGCGUUGCAGCGUAUAUCAAAGAGUACAAACCUCAGCAUAAGGCCACUCUGGGCCACAUCUAUGAAGUGCUGGAGGAUAUGGACCUCGAUGAAGUUGAGCAACAAGAUGAUGAGACCCCAAAAGUCCGGAGAUCCGGGACGCUUCUUUACCACCUCUCUGUUCCAAAGGGAGAUGUUGGGGACUUCACUGGCUGGAACCUCGAAUCAAGCGGCCCGAAUCGUCUACAUCUGACCGCGGUGGGGCAAUCCCUCGCUUUCAGUCUCCAGGCGCUUAAACUGCAGCCCCGCAAUCAAGCUUGGAGGCAACAAGCAAUCGACUCAUUGCCAAGAUGGGAAGUGGUGGUCGCAGAUGUUCUGGACAGUAUACCAGAUGAGGACGUACCGUCUUCCGAAUAUCGCCCUCCAAGGACUUAUGGGUUACUUCGAUUGUCUCCGAUACAACUGCGUCGCAGGCGGAACAAGCCUAGUAUUGGUGGUUGCCAGCCAGUAGACGCACAAGGAGAUCCAGACGAGGACCAAUCUGACCCCGAUACGCCGACCCGGGAUCCACAAACACGUCGCAAUAUCAGACAGGGACAGCCAAUCCCCCACACCAGCCACGCAAGGGUCGUUCUCGAGGAAGAGAGAAAAUCAUCGGUAUUACUGCACAUUAAAGUGUCUACGUGGAAUGUUAAGAGGCGUGAGCUAGAUCGGACUUGCCCCAAUGUCCUUGAUCAUGGAAAAACGCACCAUGUUAUAAAUUCAAUCACUUUCCUCAAACGGUUGCGGCGUCAGUUGUUUGAGACAAUCAAUGCUGAUUGCGAAGUACUGGGUAUGCACGGUUCUCGGGGUGCUCAUUUGAAAGUUACGCUAUCAUCGCACGGAUAUACUGUGCCUGCAAAAUGCACCGUACCAGAGUUUGCGGACCAGUCUCGGCAUGAAGCUGCCAUAUACGGCAAGCUCCGUCCGAUCCAGGGCAUAUAUAUACCUCUUUACCUUGGAAGUAUCGAGUUGGCUCAUCCGUACAGCUACGACGGCAUCGCUUACCUUGAACAUAUGAUGUUAUUAAGUACUGGGGGACAGCCCCUCGACCUGGCACUGAAGGAAAUGAGUCGAGCUUGCCUCAUUACCAAGAUGAAGGAAUCGCUCUCAGAGAUGCACCGUCUA